Messenger RNA from Linum trigynum, 5706 nucleotides. The record is from the annotation of a GenBank genome assembly. Lineage: Eukaryota; Viridiplantae; Streptophyta; Magnoliopsida; Malpighiales; Linaceae.
CGACACCCUAGUGAAGUCACUAAAUAAAGUCGAAAGACUCUAACUCUAGCAGAGAAAAUAGCAGUUCUUUACGCGCCACUCAAUGAGCGACACUGUUGACAGCUCUAGGAACCACCAUAAACUCUAUACAAACUUACAAAGAGUCUAGCGCCAAACCUCCAAAGAACCUUCUAGGACACCUUGCCGGAUCUGAUUUAUGACCACCUCAGUCAGAAUCACCUUCCACUAUCACAUGAGUCAAGGAUCUCGACGCAACGAUGGCGAUAACAUCUCUUACUGCUAAGAGCUCUGCUAGGUAGGGGUUGACUACUCCAUGAUGACGCAUACUGGCUGCCAACCUCACAUGCUAGAUCUAAUUGACAACCACCUCGAAAUCACCUUCCACUAUCACGUGAGUCAACAAUGACCCGGAUUGAUGGAGCUUACGGAUUACUAAUGUUUUCAUACUCCUACAAAAGUCAUAUGCGAAAGGGUUUUUGUGUGUGCGUGUGUUUUUCUUGUUUGGUGUAACUGGAUUUUGUGUUUUGAUAUAAUAAUUGUAACAUCUCUAACCUUUUCCCGACAAAGUGUGUUUUUCUUGUUUGGUGUAACUGGAUUUUGUGUUUUGAUAUAAUAAUUGUAACAUCCCGAACCUUUUCCCGACAAAGAUAUUGUCCGAUUUGGGUCUCGACCCUCACGGUUUUUGACCUGGGUGCAAUUCAAGGUGACAUCUCAUAAGGUCACCCAUCCUUGUUGUACUCCACACUGAGCACGUUUAACUUCGGAGUUCUCACAAGAACUCCUCCAUUUCACCCCAAAACGCGUCUCGUCAGUUAAGGUCGGUUUCUUACUUAUGAACCAUGGAUCUCUCCCGUACUUUUGUCGCUGUGGGAUUCGCCUAACGUGUUACAUACCCCCCCUCCCCCCCCGGGACUCAACGCCCUCGUUGAGGUUUGCCCCACCAUCGUUCAAGAGGGACGCGGAGAGGCUCUGAUACCACUUGUAACAUCCCGAACCUUUUCUCGACAAGCUAUUGUCCGCUUUGGGCCUCUACACCCGCACGGAUUUCGACUUGGGGUGCAAUUCAGGGUGACUUCCCAUAAGGUCACCCAUCCUUGCAGUGCUCCACCCUGAGCACGUUUAACUUCAGAUUUCUCACAAUAUCUUCUCCAUUUCACCACAAAACGCGUCUUGUCAGUUAAGGUCGGUUUCUUACUUAUGAACCAUGGAUCUCUCAUGUGCUUUUGUCGAUGUGGGAUGCGCCUAAGGUGUUACAUACCUCCCCCCCCCCCCCCCCCCCCCCCCCCCCGCCGGGACUCAACGCCCUCGUUGAGGUUUUCCCCACCAUCGUUCAAGAGGGACGCGGAGAGGCUCUCAUACCACUUGGAACAUCACGAACCUUUUCCCGAGCAAGAUAUUGUCCGCUUUGGUUUUUGACUUGGGGUGCAAUUCAAGGUGACUUCCCAUAAGGUCACCCAUCUUUGUUGUACUCCACACUGAGCACGUUUAUUUUCAAAGUUCUCACAAGAACUCCUUCAUUUCACCCCAAAGCGCGUCUUGUCAGUUAAAGUCGGUUUCCUACUUAUGAACCAUGGAUCUCUCUCGUGCUUUGUCGAUAUAGGAUUUGCCUAAGGUGUUACAUACACCCCUACCCCUUGGGACUCAAUGCCCUCGUUGAGGUUUGCCCCACCAUCGUUCAAGAGGGACGCGGAGAGGCUCUGAUACCACUGGUAACAUCCUGAACCUUUUCUCAGCGAAGAUAUUGUCCUCAUUGGGCCUCGACCCUCACGGUUUUCGACCUGGGGUGCAAUUCAAGGUGACAUCUCAUAAGGUCACACAUCCUUGUUGUACUCCACACAGAGCACGCUUAACUUUGAAGUUCUCACAAGAACUACUCCAUUUCACCCCAAAACGUGUCUCGUCAGUUAAGAUCGGUUUCUUACUUAUGAACCAUAUAUCUCUCCCAUGCUUUUGUCGAUGUGGAAUUCGCCUAACGUGUUACAAUAAUGGUUUGGAAUGUUUUUUUUUUAUAUUUCGGGAGAAAAAAAAGGAUGUGUUUUUUUUUUGAGAAAAAAGAAUGUGUUUAUUUUUGUGAGAAAAAAUAAUGUGUUUAUUUCAUAAUUAUGGGGUUGAAAGAGAAAUAAAAAUAAACAAAUGACAAUUGAAUAAUUUUAACGAGAUUUAGAGGGAUGGAUAAAAAUAAUUAUGAAUAAGAAUUUUAGGGAGUUGAAUAUCAUGAUCCUAAAAGAAAAUAAUUAUGGGUGCUAAUAUUCCCCCAAAACUGAAGGUGUUCGUCUGGCAGAUCUUCCAUAGAAUUUUACCUACCACGGAGACCCUGAUUGAGAAGAAGUUUGCAGUGUUACCUAGGUUCCUUGUGUGUUGGGCAGCAUCAGAGACUUUGGAACACCUUUUUUCUGGACUGUCCGGUUGCUCGUGCCCUUCGGGAUCAUUCUGGGCUAGCUCACCUUGGCGAAGGGUUGCCUCGUCACACUUUCCCUCUCUUUCUGAAGAAAUUAUUGGCUUUGGUUCAUCAGCCAAUUGUGUUCAUGUCGGUUGAUGUCGUCCUCUAGCGAAUCUGGCGCUCUCGAAACUGGGUUGUCUUUGACGACAAACAGUUUGGGAUUCCCGCUUUGAUGCGGCAGUUCAACCAGCAAGUUCAGGAAUGGGUUAAUCUACCAAAGGAGUGCGUCUCAUUCGGCAGGUGGGAUGGUCCACAUGACUCCAGCUAGAGAGGUUCUGUUGGUGAAGGGGGUCCAAUUUCCGGAGGUGGAUGACCUCAUGGUGGUUGAGAUGCUUGUUCUCCGUGAGGCUACCGCAUGGUGUGUGGGUAAUGGCUUUUCUUCAGUUAGGUUUGAAGGUGAUGCCCUUAUCAUAGAAAAGAUCCUCAGGAGGGAUACAUCAUACAAGGGAUAACCGAGUGGGGUCGAUGCUUGAAGAAGUCGUCCAGUCCUUUGACAUGAAUAUGGGCUUUAGUGUAUGAUUUGUAGGUCGGCGUAACAAUAGGGUAGCUCAUUUGGUAGCUAGGAAGACCCUUUCUUUGUAUCCGACUAUGAGUCGUUUAUUUGAUUUUCAGGCCUGGCUGAACUCCAGGGUUUAACUAUCUAUUUGUUCGAUAUUAUAUUUUGUAAAAAAAAAAAGAAAAUAAAAUGUGAAGUUGCAAGAAGUGAGACAAAUCCCAAAAUCCCGCCAAAUUCUCAAAUCUGUUCCCAAAGCCCUAAUUUUGUCGAGAACCCGAAUCGCAAAAGAGAGGGGGCCAGAUUUCAAAAGCCAUAUCAAAGCCGUCUUCAGUCUUGAUCGGUCACUGGCCGCUUGAGCAGUCAAGUCAGCAGCUGAAGAAAAUCGCAGAAUGGAAGACGAUGAUGAAUGGGGUUUUAGCGCCGAAGAACUGGACGCCCUUGAGAGAGAUGCUAUCCAGAAGAUCGCUCAGCAGCAGCAGCGGCGACUUCAAUUGUCUGCUAGUUCACUUGCUACCUCUUCCUUUUCUUCCGCCAGUCAAAACCCACCAAGAAAUUGCGUCAACAGUGAACCCUCCCCCGCUACUCCUGGUGAAACCUUCAAGGGACUCCCGCCUACGCUCUCGGUAAAAUUCAUGCUUCAUGCUAGUGGAAAUAUUGCAGUUAGAUUUCCAUAUAAUACGGUACUGGUUGAUGCGGUGCGCAAGGUGCCUAAAGCCAGUUGGAGUGCGAAAGAAAGAUUGUGGAUCUUCCCAACAGCUUCAUUGCUGUUAGCUGAAAGAGCUAUGAGAGAAAUCCCGUCUGGUUUAAUUGUUGUUGAGGUUGAAGAAUUAGAUCCCUUGGUGCGGCGUGCUAUUGUUGCUGCUUCCACGGUUACGGAUCUUCUUCAUUGGUAUGACAGGAUGCCUGACUGUAUAGAAUCAAAGCUUAUGCCUUUUCAGCGGGAUGGUGUCAGGUUUAUAUUGCAGCAUGGUGGGCGUGUUCUCUUAGCAGAUGAAAUGGGGCUUGGGAAGACAUUACAAGCGAUCGCUGCAGCUGCUUGCGUUCGUGAUUCUUGGCCUGUUCUAGUUCUUUCUCCUUCGUCAUUGCGAUUGCAGUGGGCUACAAUGAUUCAACAAUGGCUCAAUAUCCCUUCAUCAGACAUAGUUGUUGUUUUGUCACAGUGGAGUGGGUCAAACAGAGGUGGCUUCUCUCUAGUAUCCUCAGCCAAGGGUACCCCAAGUCUUGAUGGCUUAUUCAAUAUUGUGUCUUACGAUGUUGUGCCAAAGUUGCAAAGCGUUCUAAUGGCUUCUGAAUUUAAGGUUGUAAUUGCGGAUGAAUCACACUUCCUGAAAAAUGCUAAAGCAAACAGGACAACUGCAUCGCUCCCCGUUAUAAAGAAAGCCCAGUAUGCAAUGUUGCUUAGUGGAACUCCUGCAUUGUCCAGGCCUAUAGAGCUGUUCAAGCAGCUUGAAGCUUUGUAUCCUGAUGUAUACAAGAAUGUUCAUGAAUAUGGUAACCGUUACUGUAAAGGGGGGAGUUUUGGAGCGUAUCAAGGUGCCAGCAACCAUGAAGAAUUGCACAACUUGAUGAAGACGACAGUGAUGAUUCGUAGGCUUAAAAGGGAUGUCCUUUCUGAGCUUCCUCAGAAGCGUCGGCAGCAGGUCUUCCUAGAGUUAGCUGAAAAGGACCUGAAAACUAUCAAAGCAUUGUUUCGUGAGUUGGAAGUGAUCAAAAGCAAAAUUAAGUCAUGCACAUCAGAAGAUGAGGUUGCAUCAUUGAAAUUUGCUCAGAAGAAUCUUAUCAGUAAGAUAUAUACAGUUUCUGCUGAAGUGAAGGUCCCUGCAGUUCUUGAUUAUUUGGCUACUUUUGUUGAGGCAGGCUGCAAGUUUCUCAUAUUUGCUCACCAUCGACAAAUGAUUGAUUCAAUACACGAGUUUUUGCUGAAGAAGAAAGUAGGUUGCAUCCGAGUUGAUGGUGGAACCCCGGCCGCUGAUAGGCAAGGACUGGUAACUGAUUUCCAGGAAAAUGAUGCUAUUAAGGCUGCAAUUCUAUCCAUCAAAGCAGGGGGUUUCGGAUUAACGCUAACAGCUGCUAGCACUGUUGUGUUUGCUGAAUUGGCUUGGACUCCAGGGGACUUGAUUCAAGCUGAAGAUCGCGCUCAUAGAAUUGGCCAGGUUUCUUCUGUCAAUAUAUAUUACCUGCUUGCAAGUGAUACUGUUGAUGACAUUAUAUGGGAUGUUGUGCAAAGCAAGUUGGAAAACUUGGGACAGAUGCUGGAUGGACAUGAAGAUAUGAUGGAAGUUGCAGCAGAAAACCUGGUGAUGGGCAGUGCCAGUUGCAGGCAUAUCCCCAAACCUACAAAAAGGCAGGAAACACUCGACUCCUUUGUGAUGAAGCGAUGUAGGAAAGCAGAUGAUGAUGAAGAAGAAGAAGGUGAAGAACAGCAGCAGUAUAAGCUCAAAUCCUCCAGGCCUCGAUGCAGUCAAUAACUAUGAACAGCUGCCUGUGGCUGGGUUGUAGCUGUAGCUGCAAGUGACAGCAGGGAUCGACGGAGAAGCAUUGGUGGGGUGAAGGACUGAAGACAUCAAUUAUGGGGCUUCUAUUGAAUCGAGAAGGGAUUCUGAAUGGGUGAUGGCUUCCCAUAUUCAAGCAUUCAUUAACUGAUGAAUCACUUAAUUUCGUACUCAAAUCCUAUGAAAUCAUUGCAAUUUCUGCAGCAUGAAAGGUUGGUGCCUAGUUAUAUAGCUGGCUGCUUGAUCAUAUUUCUCAUGAGUAAAUUUAAUUCAUGUCC